UGCGCAUACCAGUGGAGGAAAAAUCAACCAAGCUCGGCUUUGGAACUUCCUGUCCAUCUUCAGUCCACUAGAAAAACAAAGAGAAGAAGAAGAAGACGUGAAACCAUGAUGACUGCAUUAGAAAUGUGGAGCAACCUUGGCUCGGUCAUGGCCGGGUUGAUGUUCGCGUGGGCCAUGUUCAAGCAAUACUUCCCUCCCCCGCUCCGCAGGCACAUCGAGGCCUAUGCUCACAAGGCCGUGGGCUACGUAUACCCGUACAUCCACAUCAAGUUCCCGGAGUUCGCCGGUGAGCGGCUCGAGCGGUGCGAGGCCUACACCGCGAUCCAAAACUACCUGACCGCGAGCGCCACCGCCAGGGCCAGGCGGCUCAAGGCCGACUCCGUCAAGGACAGCCAGUCGCUGGUCCUCAGCAUGGACGAGAGCGAGGAGGUGGUCGACGAAUUUGAAGGGGUCAAGCUUCGAUGGUCGUCGCGCCUGAUAGCCUCCCAGAACUCCACGUUUUCCUUUUACAAUUCUUCUAUAGAAAGACGGUUUUAUAGUCUGACCUUCCACCGGAGCCACCGGGACUUGAUCACUGGACCUUACAUAAAGCAUGUCCUGGCGAAGGGAAAGGCGGUGGCGGCUGACAACCGGCAGCGGAAGCUCUUCACCAACAACCCGAGCUCGAACUGGCACUACUACAAGGCGACCAAGUGGAGCCACGUGGCAUUCAAUCACCCCUCGACCUUCGACACCCUGGCGAUGGAGCCGAGCAAGAAGAGGGAGAUCAUGAACGACCUCCUCAAGUUCCGGCGAGGGAAGGAGUACUAUGAGCGGAUCGGCAAGGCGUGGAAGCGUGGCUACCUUCUCUAUGGCCCGCCAGGGACCGGCAAGUCCACGAUGAUUGCCGCGAUAGCCAACUUCCUCAACUACGACGUGUACGACCUCGAGCUGACGACGGUCAAGGACAACACGGAGCUGAGGAAGCUACUGAUUGAGACAUCCGAAAAGGCGAUCAUAGUAAUCGAGGACAUCGACUGCUCGCUCGACCUGACCGGCCAGAGGAAGAAGAAGAAGCAAGAGAAAGACGACGAUGAAGAGAAAGCGGAUCCUGUCAAGAGAAUGGCGAAAGGCAGGGAAGAGAGCAACGACAGCAAGGUCACCCUCUCGGGGCUCCUGAACUUCAUCGACGGGCUGUGGUCGGCCUGCGGGGGUGAGAGGAUCAUCGUGUUCACGACGAACUUCGUGGACAAGCUCGACCCCGCCCUAAUCAGGAGAGGCAGGAUGGACAAGCACAUCGAGAUGUCGUAUUGCUGCUUCGCGGCAUUCAAGGUACUCGCGAGGAAUUACUUGGGCGUCGAGUCGCACCCGCUCUUCACGACGGUGAGGCAGUUGCUGGAGGAGACGAAGAUUUCCCCGGCGGACGUGGCGGAGAACUUGAUGCCCAAGUCGGAUGACGAGAACGAGGAGACUUGCUUGGAGGGGUUGAUCGAAGCGCUGGAAACCGCGAAAGAGGACGCCAGGAAGAAAUCAGAAGAAGAAGCAGCAGCAGCAGAAGCGGAAGCAACUGCAGCUAGAGCAAUGGCUGAGAAAGAAGGGCAAAAGAAAUUGAGUGAAGGAGACCAAGAAAAUGGUGGGAGCGGAUGUUCUCAAGAAGUGAAAGAGAAUGGCGUCCACUGACCAAAUUGAAGAAUGUGUCUUGUGAUUCAUGGAUGACGUAAUUUUCUCUAUUACUAUAUAAAGAAUAAUUGUACGCUUCUAUUGUUUCGAGCAA
Molecule: messenger RNA, 1753 nt
Organism: Syzygium oleosum
Lineage: Eukaryota; Viridiplantae; Streptophyta; Magnoliopsida; Myrtales; Myrtaceae
Product: AAA-ATPase ASD, mitochondrial-like
Exons: 2
Coding region: 106-1659 (517 amino acids)
Molecular function (GO): ATP binding; ATP hydrolysis activity
Source: RefSeq, a predicted model, not a curated record